Molecule: messenger RNA, 1611 nt
Organism: Lachancea lanzarotensis
Lineage: Eukaryota; Fungi; Ascomycota; Saccharomycetes; Saccharomycetales; Saccharomycetaceae
Gene: ESC2
Product: LALA0S01e16248g1_1
Exons: 1
Coding region: 1-1611 (536 amino acids)
Source: RefSeq, a predicted model, not a curated record
AUGGCAGAGGAGGAAAAGGCCUCACACACUGGUCUCAAGGGGGCCAAGGUUACUGAAAACAUUCAAGAAUUGAUGUCGUUUUCUGAUGCUAACAAGACCAUUGGAGGGUACCUUCAAGAUGACCAAACUCCAGAAAUCGUUCACUCAGAAAGGGCUAAACUACCAAGGUUUUCAUCCACUAUUCAACCAAAUAAUGAAGAAGACAGUUCAGAUACUGCUGAAAACUUGGAAGUAGUAGAAACCGACGAUGAUGACCAGACGAAGGCUGGAAAUGACGAUAAAAACGGAGUAAACGGGCCGAACAAGGAAUCAAGCAACCAAAUUGAAGUUAGUAGGAACAAGGAAACGGAUGCUGGUCACAAAAUCGAUGAGUAUGAAGAAGUACAAGGUGACGAUGACCAUGUCGAUGAUGAUGAUGAUGAUGAGGAUGAUGAUGACGACGAUUUCUUCUGUGGUGACUACAUGCUCUCCAGUAGAAGUGUAGAUAACAGUAUUUCUGACCGUCCUGUUAUCGUCCAAACAGAGCGAGGUAGCAGUUCGGUGCAUAACAGUCGAACGGGGGCGUCGAAACUACAAAAUGCUUCCUUUCAGACCAGUGAAAGAGAUGAAAUUGUGAUCAAUACAUCUGAAAGCGAUCAGUCCGGUAGCGAGAAAGAAACGGUAAUCAAAUCUAAGAAACGAGUCGCAAGCUCGAUUAAAGAUCAGGAUCUUGGCACGAAAUGGCUUUCGAAGAAGACUCGCAAUACAAAUGAUCACAAUGGCUUUCAAAAGGAAUCCACCAUCAGUAUGGCAAAAGGUUCAGAAGAAGAUGAAGACGAGCAAUUUUUCAAGGAACUAGCAAGAGAAGCUGGUCGAUCUGCAAGCACUGUCGAGAAAAGUCCUUCCCUACCAGUAAAUCAUAUAUUCAACAUCCGGUUUACCUCGCACUUGGAAGGAAGUAUGGACAAGACAGUGAAACUAAAAGUUAAUGGCUUCCACACUUUCACACAGAUUUUGCCAUUGGCAUUAAAUUUAUUAUUGAAAGAGCACAAUGUCAACAAGGAGCUGCGACAUCAUUACCAGAGUGAUAAAGUUUCAAUUUAUCGUGGCGGCGUUAAGAUUUUGGAUUUCAUGACGUGUAAUUCUCUGCAAGUUUCUACUGAUCCUGACAUUAAGUUCAUCGAAUAUUCGUUGACAUUAGUUCCGAAAGUGUCUGAAGAAGACUACAAGACGACGUUGGAAAAAAAAAACCAGAGUGAAACAUCACUAUUGGCAGAUGAUCCAACAGUAGAUGCCAACGACACCAGUUUUUUCAGUGGAGAUGACGAUGUAUACAACUCACAGAAUUCAGAGUCGAACCACAUAUACAUUUUGGAUGAUGAUCUUUCGCCUGAAGAUCAGGCCAGUACAACCCGGAUUGCACUGAUGGCUAAGAAUAAUGAGAAAACUCAUGUCAAUGUGCAUCAAGAUACAUCGGUGGCAACGUUGAGUAACCAUUUUCGGAGCGUUCAUAAUGUGCCGGCGGAGCGCCACAUAGACCUUUAUUUCGACAACGAGAAACUUGCUCCCUCUCAAUUGACUCGGGAACUAGACCUAGAAGAUGAAGAUAUAAUUGAGGUAAGGCUGAUAUAG